AACAUAAAGGUAACUGAGGAAGACCAGAAGAAGGGAAAGUUAACAGUGAAGGAAGACACGCCAUUUGUGACUUUAUUCCUAACAGAUGACGCACUUAUUAAAACGUGGGCUGAUUUCCUGGAAACGUCAACCGGUCAACCAGGGUAUGAAAACAAC
Paramuricea clavata is the source of this 156-nucleotide messenger RNA. The record is from the annotation of a GenBank genome assembly. NCBI's taxonomy places the organism in Eukaryota, Metazoa, Cnidaria, Anthozoa, Malacalcyonacea, Plexauridae.